Messenger RNA from Chlamydomonas reinhardtii, 4796 nucleotides. RefSeq lists its product as uncharacterized. Gene Ontology annotation, biological process: protein phosphorylation. Gene Ontology annotation, molecular function: ATP binding; protein kinase activity. The record is from RefSeq and is a predicted model, not a curated record. Lineage: Eukaryota; Viridiplantae; Chlorophyta; Chlorophyceae; Chlamydomonadales; Chlamydomonadaceae. The transcript has 12 exons. Bases 685 to 3300 code for a protein of 871 amino acids.
UACGUCUAUCUUGAGCAUCGAGGGAAAACGUUUUCAAAUUCGGCCGACUUUGGCCCUAGUUUGCUGCGGCUAUAGCUGCACGUAGACAUCGGGUUCUUCUCUUCUUUCAGGCUUUACUUUUGUAUCGGAAGGCAGUCUCAAAUGCGCUGUGGUGGCACCGGUCUUUCUUUCACAACGAGCUCGGCCUUGUCGAUUAAGUACUUGCAAUUUGAUGCUUCUUCCGGAAGUAUUUAGAGGGCCGGGUUUGGCGUAGGCGGGCCCGAGUGCUGCUUUUGCGGAGAGCCCAUGGGCGGGUGCCUAUCGUCAGAUAACGGCAGCGCAGCUACGGUAGUUUCAACUGGAAAUGCUGCUGGCAUACAGAAGACACCCGGCAGGACGCCAGUGUCCGAUCCUGCACCGCAAGUCGUAUCUGCUGGGGAACCCAAGCCCCCACCAGUUGCAGAAACGCCAAUUGAGCAUGAAGCUAUCACAAUAUGCGUUAGCGGUGCCGCGAGCAAGCGUGAAGCCGGGAAGGAUGGUGCAGGGCUAACCGGGAAUGUUGCUGCUGCGCCUGAACCGGAAAAACAAAUGACUGGACCGCCGAUUACUGUCCCAACGCCAGCCGGUGCAAUAGUUCUACCGGCAAGGCUUCCAGACUCGGCGCAGAUAUCGUCAGCAACUGUGACGCCGGCCGGCAAUGUGCUGAUGCAGCUCAACCGAGCCAUGAUCUACCACGACCGCAUGGGCGCAGGCGGCGCACCGCUCCCAGCGUACCUCGCGCCGCACCUGUCCUCCAUGGACGCCGCAUCCGACUACGGCGGGUCUCUGGGGGCGCUGCCGUGCGCGAAUUUGAUGCCGCCACCAGGCGGCGUGGUGCCGGCCAAUGGCUCCCUCACCGCGGGCGGCGGCGGCGGGGGGCACGGGACGGGCAUGAUGGAUAGCAUGAUGGCUUCCAACGUCGGCGGCAGCAUGGACAGCAUGGGCGGCGACACCAUUGGCGACAGCGGCAUGUUUGAGGGGCCGGCGGCCAUGAUGGGCAGCUUUGGUAACGCUGGCUUCGGCGGCGGCGGAGGGGCAAGUGGAGGCGGCGGCAGUGCUGGCGGGCCCGGCGCCGGGGCCAACGCGCCGCAGGGCAUGCUUGCGGCGGCCGCCGCCGCGGUCGCCGCCGCCGCGCUGCCCGGCGGCCACGGCGGCGGCGGCAACGGGGGUUUCUACGGCAUGACGCGCAGCGACGACAGCACGGGCAGAUCCCUGAGCCGCGUCUCCGCCUCGCUGGGGUCCGUCGUGGCGCCCGGCAGCGCCUUCGGCGCCGGCAGCAUGAGCUUCGGCUCCAGCCUGUCGGCCACGGCACCGCUGCACGGGCUGGGCGUGGAGGCCACACUGGGCGAGAUGCAGCAGAUGGCGCUCAUCGGCAGCGGCGGCGGCGGCUGCGUGUACAUCGGCCGGUGGCGGGGCGUGACGGUGGCAGUCAAGUUCAUCGUCAGCAGCAAUGACGACCAGCUGACGCGCAGCCGGCGCGAGGCGCUGCUGAGCCGCCUGGCCAGCCACCCGCACGUGGUGCAGACCUACUCCACCAGCGUCACGCAGCUGGCGGAGGCGAUGUUCAGAGCCAAGGAAGGCGCCGGCGGCGAGGGCGGGCAGCCCGGCGGCGGCAUGGGCGCCGCCGACCCCAACAUCUCCCACGACCUGCUGGCGGGCCUCACGUCCGGAUCCUGGAUCCGAGGAGAGAUCCACGCAGCGCUGGCGCAUGGGGCCGGCGGCGGAGCCGGCGGUGGUGGCGGCGGCGGCGGGCCGCUGCCUACCAUUGUGGAGACGGUGCGCUCCUCCAUUGGCUCGGAGGCCAUGCACGGCGCCAGCCGCGGUGGCGGCACGGGCCCCGGUGGCGAGCCGGCGUCAGGGGCCGGCGGCGGCGCGCCGACUUCGGGGGGCGGGGGCGGCGAGGCGGGAGGCGGGGCGGGCGCAGGUGGCGGCGGCAGCGGCGGCGGGCGGCGCGGCUCCACGGCCAUGCUGUCCACGUGCGACAGCGAGGGCGGGCCGGACGCAUCGUCCUCCUCCGCCACCACGACGGCGCGCGACGGCGUGCGGCUGGUGGGCGCGGCGUACGACAGCGCCACGGGGCCGGCGCAGCCGGACGAGGACGGCGGCGGCAGCGCUACCCCAAGCAGCGCGUGUGUUGACGGGCGGCCGCUACAGACGGCGCUCAACGGGCCGCCGCCCCACACGGCGCCCGCCACCGCCUCCACCACACUCCAAAGCUCGCCCUCCAUCCCCACCUCCCUAGACAUGGCCGACGGCGAGGUUGCCAGUACCGGCACGCCGGCGGCGGCGGCGCCAGCCGCGGCGGCGGCCGCAGCCGCGCUAGCGAGCCGCAGCGGCGGCUCCGCCGCUGGAGCCGGCGGCGCGGCGCACGUGACGGGCGCGGCGGACAGCUUUGACGCGUCGUUUGUUCGCGACCACCUGGGUCGGGCCAAGUACUCGAUCCACGAGGUGCUGCGGCAGCUGGGCGCGCACGAAGGGCAGUUCCUGACCAUGGUGGUCAUGGAGUACUGUGACGGCGGCAGCUUGCUCGCGGCCCUGAGGGAGGGGCCCUUCCACCGCGACACCACCAGCUGGAGCCCGCGCAUGAUGCUUCGCGCCACGGUGCGCACGGCACUGGAGAUCGCACACGGCAUGCAGCACCUGCACCUCAGCGGCCUGGUGCACGGAGACCUCAAGCCAGGAAACGUGCUGCUCAAGGGCUCCAAUCAGGACAAGCGCAAGUUCGUGGCCAAGGUCAGCGACCUGGGCAUGGCGCACCCGGUGGGCGGCGCCGACGAGAUCGCCAUCAGCGACGGCCAGAUCGGCUCCAUCGCGUACAUGGCGCCCGAGGUGUUCAAGGGGCACAUGAUGAAGGCCUCCGACGUGUACUCCUUCGGGGUGGUGCUGUGGCAGAUGGUAUGCGGCACCGGUGCGUCGCCGUACGAGGGCGCGCACCCCAUGGCCAUCGCGCUGGGCGUGUCGGAGGGCAGGCUGCGGCUGCGCUGGCCGCCGGGCGUGUUCCGACCCCUACAGCAGCUGGGCGAGCUGUGCACGCAGACCGACCCCGCGGCGCGGCCCUCGAUCAAAAGCGUGGUGGGCGCGCUGGAGAAGUUGGAGCGCCACAUGCACCGACUGGCGGCGGCGGCGGCGUCCGGCGCCGGCUCGGGCGCAGGGAGUGGGGCAGGAGGGGGCGGAGGAGCAGCAGGAGGAGGGGCGCUGGCGGGAGCGGCUUCGCCGCUGGGGCCCGGCACCGUGGGGGCCGUGCCCAGUUCUACGGCUGACGCGCCCCCGUCUCGCGGGUGAAUGGGCGCCUGGCAGUGCCGUGGGAGGCUGCGGCGCGGUUGUGCGGGCGCGCGCACCGCAAGUGGGGAACGAUUGCGGUCCGUGUGCGGCUGGCAAGUACGGCAUUACGUGGAUACCGUGGGGCUAUACAAUAUACGACGGCUACCGUGACACUGGGAGUAUGCAGUACGAACUGUGAGUGCGGCAAUGAGACUGGGCUGGUCGGCCCUAAACACUGUCGGCGACGUACGGGUAACGCGUACAACGUCGGAACGCGCGUGGCCGGGGCACAUCGGGGCGCGCGUGGGCGGAUAGCUGCUGUGCCGCACCGGAGAAGGGAGCUUGGGGGACUUACCAAGCACCAAUGCAGGCCUGGGACCUUGGUCAAUGCGCACCUGUUUCUUUGCCUUCAUGAGUACUGUUGUCCCACUCGGAGAGCGUUUUGCAUGGUCGCGUGAGGUGCACCAAAUAGACAGCUGCUUUGUAUUUCCUUUCAUUCUACGAAACGAGCUGGGCUGGAGUGAGGCAAGCGGUCCGAGGGUGUUUUCGACGCGCUCAGGUGGACAAGUGCAGGCGUGCAGGGUAUACUAUCGAUCCACAACGUGUCGAGCGCGUUUGCAGUCGAUGCCCGCGUGUGCAUCGGGCAUGAAACGCGGGGUGGGAGCUAUGUCACUAUGCUGUUUGAUGGUGGAGAUGGUACGUGGAAUAUGGGUAACUACGCAGAAUGCGGAACACUUGUUUGCUUGGGAACGAGGGUUGGGUCUCUGGGCAUCAGACCAUGCCUGGAUGACAUCACAUGCCCCGUCCGUGCAUAUCACAAUUUGCCAUACGCAUUGCACGCGCAUACCAAUUGCACGGGGCUACAAUUUAUCUAUGAAAUGGAGUCAUUGCAGAAGGCAUUUCAUGUGGGCACGGCUUUUACUGCGUGUUGCGGCGCUGGCGUAGCGGCUGGCGCUGGCUCUGUCCUGAUGAAGGACAUAGGGGAAGGACAUGGGCGCGCGUUGGUUCUUCAGGUGCCGGCUAGGCGCCGUGGGAGUGGGGCAGACAAUUCCGGUUCAUCCCUGUGGUGUAGGCGGUGGACCGCGCAGAUGUUGGCAGUCGGGUAGCUUACGCGUAGUUGUGUGGUAGCUUACGCGUAGUUGUGUGGGGCGAUGGGUAGGUCGGAUGAUAUGCACCGGAUCGCACCAAGCUGCGCGCGGGGGUGCUUGCGUAUUGCAAAGCGGCAAGCGUGCUGGGCUACGACAGGAGAGGCGCGUGCCCAGCUUUGCAUGUACGGACGGGCAUCGCUGCAAUGGGGUAAUUGUGUGUGUGAUGAUCGUGUUGGAGUUGCAAGAAGGUGUUGCAAGAAUACGCGGCAAUUUUGAGCGUGGCGUUUUUGGUGGGCCCGCCUGCCCGCCUGCGGCGGCGGGGAUAAUUCGGGCGGAGCGAGAGGUGCCUUCGCACGUCCAUGGACAAUGGACUUUCGCGAGGUUGCCCGAAAAGCAAGCCAUGGCUUUGCGCAGUAUGACUUCUGUACG